GCGGGGGAGCUCUCCUACACUUCUUCCAUACCCUUUCAUUCUGAGACAGAUGACAAGGAACAUGGAAGGAACACAAGAAUUCUCCUCAGUCCCAAAAGUCCAACUUCAACAGAAAUAUUGGGUAACAGAAGAUAGUAAAACUAAACUGCUGACAGUUGGUGCCAAAUGUUUGGAGAUAGUCAGUCACAGAGAACAUUAUUACGAUACUACUUCGGAUGACCUAGCAAUGGCUCAGUUAUGGCUUAGUCAAAGAAAUAAACAAUGGCAUCUUAUACUAGAAUCUCAGGAGCAGAUGUCUAGAGAUAAUAUUGCAAAUCAGAACAAACCAGAAAAUAUUCAGCAUGCUAAACCUACUGUCUAUGAAGAAAAGCAGCAAACACAAUUUGAGCCUAACAAUCAAAAUGAUCAGCAACUUGAUUUGAUUGAAACAGAUAGUACGUCUACAUGUGCAGCAGCCGGUUCUGCAUAUACUGAACUAGUCGAAGAGAGAGAGAUAAUUACACAUCUGGCAGACUUUCUUAACAUAGAUUUGAAAUUUGAGGAAGAAGCAAACAUGACAAUGGAAGACUUUCUGCAGAAGGCUGGUAUCCAGCAUUAUGAAAGCAAUCAUGUUAUUAAUCAAAUAACAUAUAAACUGUGUGACCAGUACACAAUUAUAAUUCAAAAGGAUGAAAGCUCUUUGAAGGAGUCUGCAACUAUAUUGUUAGAUAUGGAUAUUUUAAAUAUUUGCAAAGGCUUUGAAGAAAUGGAAAAAUUAGCGAAUUACCUGGAAUUUGAACAUCCAGCACUUCAAAGUGAACAGGAACUGCUCGUGUAACAAGUUAAAAAAAACCACCAUGAGCACCAAGUCCUUCAAAUUUGUGAACUAUUUUCUAAGAAAUGGUUUAAAGAUAUGAUUACCAGAUCAAUACAUUUUUUGCCCCUUUAAAUUUAAAUCCAGUGCAGUGUGUAACAAAAUCUUAUGCAGCUUGGAAAUACAGAUUUAUGGCAAUGGCAGCAGUACAAGUGAUUAAUGCCAACAGUGAUCUAUGAAUAGCACUGUUAACAGCUGCUGGAGGAAAUACAUUCUAGAGAGCCCCACUUAAACGAACUGCUUAAGAUUAGUUUCCUAUUUUCAAAACUGCAAAGGCUAUAUCUUGGUUCAAUUAAAUAAAUCCCUCAAUCAACCAACCCCAAUCUUUUCAUUUAACAGUUUUAGACAAAAAACACAUUUCCUGCAGAAAAAAAAUCUGUCUUCAGCAAACUAGAAUCUCAAUAGCUAUGAGCAAAUAGCUUAAAAUAUUUUGCAUUUUUUACAGUGAAUACAUUGCCACUUGAAAGAGCUCCUUUACUUACACUAUGCAAAAGCAUUUAAAUGAGACUUCUUUAUUUUAAACCAAAAUUCAUCGCAACAUUUUUAUUAGAACUGUUAAUUCAAGCUUGAUCCUUCACUGCACAACCCUUAUAUAUAAACAAGAGUAAUUGAAGCCUAUAUUACAGCUGCUACAUGUGCAGAAAAGUCAUGCAUAUCCUGGAAUCUCUCUCAUUCACACCAUGAUCAACCUGUUAAACAAAAAUCUAUUUUAUCUGCCCCUUAAGAAAAGAAUCCUAUGACACACUCUCUCUUUAACAUGCCCUCAGUUGUGAUUCAGCAUUUCAUUCACUACUUUGGUGAUAAUAGUAUACCUAUUCUGAACUUUAAAAUGGAAAGUGUAAUGCUGGUGGUCAACAAAAGAGAUUUAAAGACUGUCUCAAAGGAAAAUCUAAAAAAAAUGUUGUAUAAACACUGGCAAUUGGGAAACACUGGCCUGCGAGCACUCCAGUUGGAGAACAGCCUUUAUCAAAGGUGUCAUGGGCUUUGAAGACACUUGAACUCAGGACGCAAGGGAGAAACGUGCUAAGAGGAAGGCAUGCUUGGCAAAUCCACAUGGUGAUCAACUCCUGCCCAGAAACUAAUGUCCCACUGUGGAAGGAGGUGUGGGUCCAGAAUUGGCCUCCACAGUCACUUAUGGACUCAUUGUUAAAUCUUACUCGGCUACGAGUGAUAGCCAAAGAAGAAGAAGAUACAGUCGUACCUCGGAAGUUGAACGGAAUCUGUUCUGGAAGUACGUUCGACUUCCAAAAGUCGUUUGGAAACCAAGGCGUGGCUUCUGAUUAGCUGCGGGAAGAUUCUGCAGCCAAUCAGAAGCUGCGGAACCCGCAUCAGACAUUCAGGUUCCAAAUAACGUUUGCAAACCACCGGAACACUCACGUCUGGGUUUGCGGCAUUCAGGUACCAAAAUGUUCGACCUGCAAGGCGUUCGACUUCCGAGGUACGACUGUACUACUGUUCAAACAAAAUAAAAAAAUUCAUUCCAAUAGCACCUUAGAGACCAACUAAGUUUGUCAUUGGUAUG
Messenger RNA from Zootoca vivipara (common lizard), 2375 nucleotides. RefSeq lists its product as uncharacterized. Gene Ontology annotation, molecular function: thiamine triphosphate phosphatase activity; magnesium ion binding. The record is from RefSeq and is a predicted model, not a curated record. Gene Ontology annotation, biological process: dephosphorylation; thiamine diphosphate metabolic process. NCBI's taxonomy places the organism in Eukaryota, Metazoa, Chordata, Lepidosauria, Squamata, Lacertidae.